AUGAGUGAAGGCGAGCCAGUGACCUUUGAGGAUGUGACUGUGAAGUUCACCCGGGAGGAAUGGGCUCUGCUAGAUCCAUCCCAGAAGCAGCUGUACAAAGAUGUGAUGCGGGAAACCUUGAGGAACCUGGCUUCUAUAGGAAACAAGUUGGAAAACCAGAAUGUUGUAAAUGAGUAUGAAAAUCUCUGUAGGAAAUUAAGGUAA
Microtus oregoni (creeping vole) is the source of this 204-nucleotide messenger RNA. Its product is annotated as zinc finger protein 124-like. The transcript is spliced from 3 exons. NCBI's taxonomy places the organism in Eukaryota, Metazoa, Chordata, Mammalia, Rodentia, Cricetidae. Gene Ontology annotation, biological process: regulation of DNA-templated transcription. Bases 1 to 204 code for a protein of 67 amino acids. The record is from RefSeq and is a predicted model, not a curated record.